UCGUUCCGGCCAGAUCAUUCGCGGUCUGACGCCAGUUCGAGAAGCUUUGGCUCGUUGUGAUACAAGUGUGAAAAGGAUAUCUUCGGUUUAAACCCGCUCAAAAUUGGAAAAGGCACAACGUGUGCCAGGUGCUAAAUUUGUGAUUGAUUUGGUGGAAGCAAGUGAAGUGGGGUCACCAUGCGUGCUAUUAUGUUGCUAUCCUGCCUGACCCUGCUAGUCUGUGUCCAGGCAGCAGUGACAGGACCUGAGGCUCGUUCCAGUGUGGACUCCAAGGAUCAACAGCUAGCCACUGCAAGUGUGGGAAUCCUUGACUCCGUGCUGCGAGGCAAGAGUCGUCAGUCGCGUUGCGUGAGAUGCUACGAGGAUAGGGAUAGGGAUCGGUACUACAGUGGAUACUCCAGUCGAACGGGCGAUGAUAUGCGCGGCAGUGCCUGGUAUUACUCCGGCUAUGAUGACCGCAGCAGCAGCAGGGAUAGGGACUACGACAGGUACUACGAUCGAUCUCGUUACUAUGAGGAUCGCUAUUCACCAAGGACUUAUGAUCGUUACGAGGGACGUGGCUAUGAUGAUUACAGAAGGGGAUCUGGCUAUGGAGGAUCUUAUGAUAGGGAAAGAGGAUAUGGAUAUGACAACAGGGAUCGGUACUACGGAGGUGAUCGGUAUAGCGAGGGGUCUUCCAGAGACCGAUACUACGAUCGCUCGAGGUCCGGCGGCUAUGAUCGCUACGAUCCGUACGAUCGCUACUACUCCAGGUAUGAUUUUCGCAACUAUCGUCCUUGGGAUGAAACCUACAGGGGUCAAUCCGGUUUCGAUAACUCCGGACGUGGCUAUUACUUUGCCGGCGAUGAUGAUGACAGCGAUAGGAAUCGAGGAUAUGGCUAUUCCUACUCGCGACCCUCCUCCUCUUCGAUGAGUUCACCCUGCGGCCGCAUCUCCGGUAAUUGUCCUUAUGCCGGCGGCUCCAAGGUCACCUCCCCGGCCAUUGGCAGUGAUAGUUCCCGUGUAGGUGGCCAUACCAAUGUAAUGGGAUCGGAUGGUGGUCCGGGCAGUUGGACAUAUCUGGGAGAUCAGGAUAAGGUCGGAGGCAGUAGUGGGAGCAGUAGUGGCUCUGGAGGGAGCAGCAGCAGCAGCAGUAGCAGCAACAGCGGCUCAAGCGGCAGCGGUGGCAGUCGGGAUCGGGAACGGGAACGGGACAGGGAGCGGGAUGCACAGAGCUCUUCCUAUGGUAGCCGACCACGUCCUCUAGGCGUUAGCUAUCUGCUCGAACGGGACGCGGACACUCCAUCGGAUGGAACAGGAAAUACGGCGAAUGCCGCCGCAAAUGGUGGAAGUAUUGGUGGUGGUGGUGGUGCCGGUGGUCAGAGCAUGCCCAUCCCAGCUGCCCAGACAGCCGCCGAGGGAAGUUCCGGCACAGCUGAGCAGCAGUAACUGGAAAAGGGUACACAGAUCCAAAUCCAAAUCCAGGAACAGAUACAGUGCAGCGGCAGCGGGAGAGAUGACGCCGACCAGUGGGCGUAGCAGGGCUUAGUGUAACCUACCGUCCGUAUUUAUGUGUAAUUCGUAAGCUAAGUCUCCAAAGAAACUAUUUAUGUGUGGCACAGCUUUGCUCAAAUAAACAAUUUUCAAAGAUCCUCAAGAA
Molecule: messenger RNA, 1639 nt
Organism: Drosophila eugracilis
Lineage: Eukaryota; Metazoa; Arthropoda; Insecta; Diptera; Drosophilidae
Product: keratin, type I cytoskeletal 9
Exons: 5
Coding region: 178-1428 (416 amino acids)
Source: RefSeq, a predicted model, not a curated record